GCGAUUGCAUUGCGUGUACAGUAUUGCCAAUACAAACGUAAAUAUGCCGUCAUUUAUAUGACAUGUGUUUUUGCAGUACUUUUGAAACAAGCAUUCAAUUGAAUUGAAAGUGUGUUUUGAUUGUGAUUUACAAACCAUUGAACCACUGGUGGACCAAAUGAGCGAAGAAGUGGACGCACGGGAAGGGAGGGCGCAAUGCAUACGCAAUGUGUGUGUAUUGGCUCACGUGGACCACGGGAAGACCACAUUAGUUGACUCGUUGAUCGCCAGCAAUGGUAUUAUCUCCGAACGAAUGGCCGGAAAGUUGAGAUAUUUGGACAGUCGUGAAGACGAACAGGAGAGAGGCAUUACCAUGAAGUGCAGCGCUAUAUCGCUUGCCUACCGGUCCGGUGAUGACAGAUAUUUGGUGAAUGUUGUGGACAGUCCCGGACACGUGGACUUCUCGGGCGAAGUGUCGACGGCUAUACGUCUGUGCGACGGCUGUAUUGUUGUGGUGGAUGUGGUGGAGGGGGUCUGCAGUCAGACCCGCAGUGUUUUACAACAGGCAUGGAUUGAACGCUUGAAACCAAUUCUGGUUCUCAACAAAAUCGACAGAUUGUUUGUCGAAAGAAAGAUAAAAACAAGUGUCAGACAAAGUAGUGCUGAAGUGGUUGUGGAGGAAGGAGAGGAAGGAUAA
Molecule: messenger RNA, 676 nt
Organism: Medioppia subpectinata
Lineage: Eukaryota; Metazoa; Arthropoda; Arachnida; Sarcoptiformes; Oppiidae
Source: the annotation of a GenBank genome assembly